UAUUUAGUUUUUUUGUAAUUAUGGGCCUUUCUUCCAUCCUUCAUGCAGUUAACCCUUAAUUUUCCAUGUUCAUCAUUUUGUACAAAAUCGGUCCAACCUCCAUGAUGUCUACGCUAGUCAGACGUCCAACAGCUUUAAACAAUUUACCCCCAUUUUCCAUACUCUCAGCCGCUCAGACUUAAAGAAAUACCAGUGGCUUUCCAAACAUUACAUCUAGUUGCCUCUAAUCAUAGCCACGAGUCCAGGUGAGAGAGUGAAGGGUUAUUCCACCUCCCUCCCCUCCAGGCCGCACCCCAUCAUCCCCUCCACCCCGCUUAGAUGCCUAUAAAAGAAACGGCGACUCUGGCGCAUCUCAGCAUCACCUGCGCUCUCAUCCUGAAGAAGGAAAACCAGGCGAAUAGACAAGAAGAACGAUGCGUUCACUACUGAAGAUCACCGUUCUGCUGUUUUGCGUUCAAGCGGGAGAAGGACACUGGCUUCGAACGCUACUGGACACAGACCUCCGUGACGAAGAGAGAAGAGGUGACGGUGAGGAAAAGGAGGAUUCAGGGAGGGCGAUUCGGUCGCCCCGCAGCGCUGAGUCCCCGUGUGCACUGCACUCCAUCCUGCUGCAGGUGCGGGACCUCGGGCUGGGAUACGACUCGGAUGAGACGGUGCUGUUUAAAUACUGCAGCGGGACCUGCCCUCGCCUCGCCUCCAACCACGACCUCACGCUCACCAACCUCCUGCAGAGCGGCACCCUCCAAUACACCGGCCACUGGCACCAUCAGCCCUGCUGCCGCCCCACACACCACGAGGACAUAGCCUUCCUCGACAACCUGCAUCGCUGGCACAAAGUGGAGAAACUCUCCGCCGCUGAAUGCGUGUGUAUGGGGUAGAGACUGCCCAAAUCUGGCUUCUGUCUGCUUAUCCUAUUGGCUUAGAGACUGUACAAAUUUAAAUAAAAGGCUGUUUAGGGGACGUUAAUUCAGGAAGAAAUAAUAUGUAUGUAUUGAAAUGUAUUAAGUUGUCUAGGUUGCUUUCUCUGAUGACAUGGCUUAUUCGGCUAUAAUUGCGUCUAAACGUUUAGUUUUGGUUAAUGGCGACACAAUGGCGUGUUUGAGUGGCCAAUUCUGAUUCCAUCAGAACCAAAAACGCAAGAUAUUUAUGUGCUCGUAAAUUAUUUAUUUAUU
This is a messenger RNA of Pimephales promelas (fathead minnow), 1172 nucleotides long. Its product is annotated as persephin. The record is from RefSeq and is a predicted model, not a curated record. NCBI's taxonomy places the organism in Eukaryota, Metazoa, Chordata, Actinopteri, Cypriniformes, Leuciscidae. Gene Ontology annotation, molecular function: growth factor activity; receptor tyrosine kinase binding; glial cell-derived neurotrophic factor receptor binding.